This is a messenger RNA of Fusarium redolens, 3885 nucleotides long. RefSeq lists its product as uncharacterized. Gene Ontology annotation, biological process: L-leucine biosynthetic process; L-valine biosynthetic process. Gene Ontology annotation, molecular function: oxidoreductase activity, acting on NAD(P)H; branched-chain-amino-acid:2-oxoglutarate transaminase activity. The transcript is spliced from 12 exons. Lineage: Eukaryota; Fungi; Ascomycota; Sordariomycetes; Hypocreales; Nectriaceae. The record is from RefSeq and is a predicted model, not a curated record. Gene Ontology annotation, cellular component: mitochondrion. Bases 1 to 3885 code for a protein of 1294 amino acids.
AUGUCUGCACAUAAUUCCAACCACUUAAACGGCACAAAUGCCUCCAAGAACACCGUGAAGGGACAACUGGAUGCAUCCAAGCUAAAACUCGACUUGACAUCAACACUGAAACCUGUCCCCAAGCCCGGGUCCGCCGAGUUAUGGGAACAGAAUGUCGCUACAGAUCACAUGGUUACCUGUCGCUGGACGGUACAGAACGGCUGGGAAGACCCGGUUAUCAAGGCCUUCGGCGACUUGACUAUUUCGCCUCUUGCAUCUUGCCUUCAUUAUGCCACUCAGUGCUUCGAGGGGAUGAAAGUUUACCGUGGUUUCGAUAACCGCGUUAGGCUCUUCAGACCGGAUCGAAAUGCAAAGCGUUUGGUCACGAGUGCAGAGAGAGUUUCACUACCGGCUUUUGAUCCAGAGCAGCUCGUCGAGUUGAUCAAAGCGUUGGUCCGCGUUGAUGCGAAAAGAUGGCUACCAGAGCCCGGCAGUUUUCGAUAUAUCAGACCAGCAUUAAUCGGAACUGGUCGCCAACUGGGUAUCCAAAUCCCCAAAGAAGCCAUCUUGAUGGUCACGAUGGUCUGCUGGCCCGACUUCUCCACCGAGUCUCCUCCGGGUGUUGAACCACGAUCGGAUUUGCGUCUUAUCACAUCGAGGAACGACACCAUUAGAGCGUGGCCAGGUGGUUUCGGUUACGCCAAGGUCGGUGCGAACUAUGGCCCUAGUUUCGCAUCUCAUUGCGAAGCACAACAAGCCGGUUACGACCAGGUACUGUGGCUCCUUGGCGAGGAAGGCCAAGUUACCGAGGCUGGUGCUAGUAACUUCUUUGCAGUCAUUCGAGACGAGAAGACUUCCAAGCCGGUACUACUGACGGCGCCAUUGACGGAUCGAGUCAUUCUAGAUGGUGUCACCAGAAGGUCUGUUCUGGACCUGGUUGAAAGCCGACUGCCCGAUGAACUGGAAGUCAAGGAGGCAAAGUUCACUAUAAAGGAACUCGAGAAGGCCUGGAGGAACGGUUUACUUCAAGAGGCAUUCGUGUCUGGCACUGCUUUUUUCAUUAAGAAUGUAUCAACCAUUCGGGCUGGUGAUUUUAACAUCGACCUGCCACAGAAGCAGGACGACAACAUCGACUUAGGUGUUUUGGGUCGAUAUUACUCGGCCCGGCAUACUUUAGGACAGUACCGGUCAGUAUGUGUAACGGCAACGUACAGCAUUUCGCUCCCAAAUGUUUCAUUGUUGGAUGGACUUGACAAUGCGCUGGAGCAUGCUCUCCAAGCCACGAUUCGACAACAUGCAGGUUUGCGUUACGGCAUUUCUGAUGAGAAAGAAGCUGGCAUUCCACUGUUCAGGCAAACCUACACAUUCGACCGGCAGGAUGUUUUGGAGGUCAUUGACAGUCAACAUGCCAACUGCAACGCUGGAAAGUCCGGUAAUAUGACGGAUGAGGUUCCAUCAAGACUACUCGAAAAAGGCCAUUCAGAGCUGUGGCCUGGACACAAGCCAGCCUGGAAGGUUGUUGUGAAGCAUAUAGACAACUGCAAGUCUAGUCCCUCUCAGAGGCUGGAUAUCGCCUUCUUUGCACACCACGCUAUUGCAGAUGGAUUAAGCGGUAUUGCCUUCCACGCAUCCUUCAUGAGAAAUCUCGAAAUCGAGACACUCGUGCCUGCACAGUGGCCCCUGGAGUUGAACGAGGUUAAAGAUCCUCCGCCUACAAUCGAAGAACGCGUCGAUUGCCUCUCGUGUGACUGCACCAUCUGCAGAACUCUCAACGCAUCUGAUGAGGUGGUUUGGGGAGGAGGUUCCAUAUGUGCAACACCAACGGUCAACUACGAAUCUCGUGUUCGAAUAGUGACAGUCCCGGCGACACCAUUUUCUAACCUCCUUAGAAAGUGCAGGCAGGCCAACGUCACAGUCACCGGGCUCCUUCACGCAUUUAUAUGCACUUCGCUCAACAACUCUAUCGGGGAAUAUGUUCCUGGAUUCCGAUCCGUUACACCUUUUUCAGCACGACGACAUACUGGAGCUUCUGACGCGGAUAUAGUCAAUCACAUCUCGUAUUUGACCUGCUAUGUAUCUCACGAAGACAUGCAGAAGAUCAAACAAUGCCCACGCGGUUCUGCCAUUCAAGAGCAGCAUAUUAUAGACCUUGCACGCCGUUUCUCCACCGAAGUCGCGACUAAAGUCAAAGAGUUCCCUCACGGUAGUAUGGCCACGAAACUCGACCAAGUCCAAGAUAUCUUACUGGAAUGCCAAAGCCAAGGCGGGACACAAAGACGAUAUACAUAUGAGUUGUCGAAUCUUGGUUCAGUCUCAAGCAUAUCUCCGCCGGAAGACAGUGGGAUCAAGCUUGAAAGACUGGUCUUUACUCAGUGCGGUUUUGUUACUGGUCCCGCGUUAGGCUUCAACUGUCUUGGCCGAGGGCGUGAGCCCGGGCGCAUGCUGUCCUCUCCGAUAUUCGCAAGUGACAAGGCGUAUAACUUUGGGCGUAGGGCGUUAUACGUAUAUCAUAAACAUGAAGUUAAGCGACUGCUGUGUCGUGGCUCAGAUCACGACAGCAUGGCGCCUGAAACGAAAUCGGAAUCCGUAAUGGAGUGGAUUGUCCUUAUCCCCGACAACAAAGGCUCAUUAGAGACACGUAUGAGAGUAAGAGAAACACAUAUCAAGGAUAUGCUUCGGCAUAUCGACUCUGGUUUAUUCCAAAUGGGUGGGGGCACUUUGGCCGGAGACACCGUUAACGGAAGCGCCAUCAUUGCCCGUGCGAAAUCCGAGGCAGACGUAAUAGCUGUCCUUAAAAAUGAUGUCUACGCCAGAAGCGGGGUUUGGGACCUAGAAAACAUUAAGUUUAUUCCUUCGACCUCAAUUAUGGAGUCAAUUGCCGUUCUCCAGAAAGGGAAAGGCCUCGUCCAAGGGAAUAUCACCCUACCUCCUCUCAAAGAACAUCAAGUCUAUGUCAGGGUCGAAUAUGCAGCCUUCAAUCCAACUGAUCGCCUUGCUCUUGACGUCAACGCCUUUGGAGAUGAUGCAGUGCUAGGCUGCGACUUCGCUGGUAAAGUGGUGGAUGUCCAUUCGACCGUGACUAAAUUGAAGCCUGGCGAUAAAAUUGCUGGCUUUGUCUGGGGAGGGGAGAUCAAAGGCUUAGGAGCCUACUCCAUGUACACAAUCGCUGAUGAGCGACUAUCCUUUAAAAUACCUGGAAACAUCAAUCCAGCUGAGGCUUCGUCAGUACCUUUGGCAGCUAAUACAGCAUGGCUUGCUCUCUUCUCUGACGAUUGCCUUGCACUUAAUCUUAACAAGAAAGCAAAGAAAACCUCCUUGCUGAUCUGGGGAGGCAACACAACCGUGGGUUACUUCGCCAUUCAGCUCGCCAAGCUUCACAAUAUCGAAGUCGCUACAACCUGCAGCCCUCGAAACUUCGAUAAAAUGCGACAAGCAGGCGCAACUCAUGUAUUCGACUACAAUGAUGAGCAGGUUGUAUCUAAAAUAACAUCAGCACUGCCAACCCUACAGCACGUGUUUGACACUGUUGGGAACGAAACCUCCUCAGCGACUGCGGCUAGAUCCAUCAGUCAACCGGAAGGCGUACUGUGUACUGUCAGACCAGGGAAAGCGAAUACACAGGACGUUCCAUCUCAUAUCAAAGUAACGGAUGUCUUCGUCUUUACCGCUUUUCCUACGGAGCAUAGUUAUCGUGGCAAGGCGCAUUGGCCUGUGAAAAUGAACGAUCAUAAACUUAGUGCUGAUUUUCAUAGUCAGCUAGAGACUUUGCUUGGGAAUGGGUCUUUACUACCAGCUUCUAUCCGUAUUAUUGGACAGCUUAGCCCCUCUACAGUCGAUCAAGCCAUGGAUCUAAACCGCCAGGGCUCUAUCUCGGGUGAAAAGGUUGUCUUUGAAGGCUUUCCUUAG